UCUCGAACCCACUCCGGGCAGCUCGACUCCAGAUGUCCUCAUACUACGGGGGAGCAUGAUGGUGCCGCUGGCCAAUACACAGAAAAAUGGGGAUGGGGGGAGUCAGUGAAGGAGAGGAUGUUUUAGCCAGGUGGAGCGAUGGACUUUUGUACCUUGGCAAUGUCAAGCGAGUGGACAGUGUCAAGCAGUGCUGUUUGAUCAGAUUUGAGGAUAACUCUGAAUUCUGGGUCCUCAGGAAAGACAUCCACUCAUUCUCUUCAGGAGGAGAGGAUGUGUGCUGUAUAUGUGAUGCUCCACCUCUCAAAGAACCUCUCGUAAACUGCCUCAAAUGUCGUCAUGGUUAUCAUCCAGAGUGCCAUACACCACCCAUUGAACCUGAAGUUGACCCCAGUAGCUGGAUAUGUCGCCAAUGUGUCUUUGCAGUCGCAACAAAGAGAGGGGGAGCGUUGAAACGAGGACGCUUCGCGCGGCUCAUGCAGAUCAUGAAAGUGCGGCUGCCCUAUCAGCUGUCAUCUUUAGACUGGGACCCGCAGCACUUGACCAACCAGCAGCAGUGUUACUGCUAUUGUGCUGGACCAGGAGAGUGGAACCUGAAGAUGUUGCAGUGUGGGAGUUGUGGGCAGUGGUUUCAUGAAGCUUGCACUCAGUGCCUGACCAAACCUCUUCUCUAUGGAGACCGCUUUUAUCAGUUCCAGUGCUCAUCGUGCACAAAUGGUCUAGAGACCAUCCAGAGGCUUCCAAUGACCUGGGUAGAUUUGGCCCAUUUGGUGUUGUAUCACCUCUCCCUGUGCUGCAAGAGGAAGUAUUUUGAUUUCGAUCAUGAAAUCAUGUCUUUUGCGAAUGAGAACUGGGAAUCUUUGCUUCUUGGCACGCUGUCGGACACGCCGAGGCAAGACCGUUGCCAAAACCUGCUCAAUGCUUUAAAUUCCCACAAAGACAGGUUCGUCUCGGGGAAGGAAAUAAAGAAGAAGAAGUGUCUCUUCGGGCUCCAAGUUCGGGCUCCUCCCCCUCUGUCAUCGGACCAAUCUCCUUUCAUCGCCGAACAGCCAAUCAACAUCACCCACAGGAGAAGCCCCACGUCACUGUCCUGCCAGCGGAGAGCGGUGGGUCCGGAGGCCCGUAAAUCAAAGCGUCGGGUCACCGAGACACAGACUUGCCCACCAGGAGUUGCGACAAACUCUAUUGACCUAGUGCCAUGUUGCCACGGUUACGCUGAUGGAACAAGCCUGUAUAACCCCAGAAAACCAGAUGAAGAGAUGAGUUUGGGUUCACCUCCCAAGAGAAUGUUUGCGCUCUAUCACCCUUCAUACAAUGGAUCUCAGGACCUGUCUAGAACUCUGCAUCAUUACAGAGGACCCUUGUCGACUUCCAGCCCCCUGCCUUCCAUUCUCUCCGUCCUCGGGUCACCCACCCGGACAGCGGUAUGAAAGCUGCCCUUCCCUCUUCCUGCGUGACGUGCCACCCUACCCCAGUACAGUCGGCAUGGGGGGGCCCACGGCCAUGGGAUGGGGGGGAGGCGACGCCGUCCGGAUCCUGGCCAGACGCGUGACGGCAGACGGAAAAGUCCAGUACCUGGUCGAGUGGGGAAACGUGAGCGUGUACUGAGACUUGUGCGAGAUGGAGAAAGAGAAGGGGAAAGGGCUAGAGACAUCAAGACGUGCACCAUUAGUGUUUGCAUGGUUACGAGCAGAGGUGUGAAAGCAUCAAUGAGCAGGUGGGUGUCUCGAGAGAAGAAAACCACAGCGAGCAAAUCCAGGUUGAGCUACACAGCAGCUUCACUGAGAUUAAAUCUCUUUAGUUUCUUUUACAGUGUCUCCUAUAUUUUCAAUACUGUUAGAAAACGCCUUUAGAAUGCCUUGAACUUUAUUAUCAUGAUUUGUAAUGUAUAAGCUAUUCAUCGCCAUCACAUGAUGUUCAUGUACGCAUAAUGGUCAAAAUGUACAAUUUCAGGAAAGCUUUUUUUUCAUGCGGUCACAUCAAUAAUUGUAAUAUUUCAAUGACAGGGAAAUGAGUUCUCCUUUAAAAAUAGUCCUUAAAGAAAUAUGAUUCAGUUCGAGUUCAGUCGACAUAAUGUUGAUUAUCACAAAUAUUAAUUUCCUCUUGUCCCUCCUUAAAUAAAAAAAAAAAAGGUACGGUUACAUUUAUGAUGUAAGUGAAGUGUUAAAAUGCUCACUAUUUCACUAUUUUAACAAAAUGAUUUAAACAGCUUCACAGCUCGAAAUGAUAAGAUUCACAUUUCUGCUUUUAAAUUCUUAAAAGGUCACUUCCAUUGCAGAUGUGGUCGAUUGACCUUAUCUUGUACUGAAUUUAGGAAUAUUCCUUUAAUAGUAAGCAUAUCAUUCAAAUGUUUCAUGAUGGAUGGCAAAUAAAACAUAAACAAUGCUGAUAAUCCCCAUUUUUAAACAUCAAGAGAUCAUUUUUUUAACGAUUUACAGCAUAAAUUAGAAGUUUGUCAAGAUAUGCUAUUGAGAGAGUGGAUUUAAAUGAAUAUAAGACUGUUCUUAAAUCUUUUGUUAAAAUCACUGUAACUUAUAUGAAAGCCUAUUUCUGCAACAAAAGAAAAAACAACAUGCUUUUUGUCAGAAUUAUGACAUGAAAAAUCAUUAUUGUGACAGUUAUAAUUUUGAUAAAAAGUUAAAUACUGAAAGAAAGUCAAUUAACAUUUUAUUUUUUUGUCACAAUUAUGACAAAUUGAAAUGGACAUGUAUUGAAAUUAUGAAAUGCGUCAUAAUUAUGACUUUUUAUCUCAGAAAUAGGAUGUCAUGUUUUUUUUUGUUGCAUGGCGGAAGUAGGCUUUUAUUGUAACUCGAACGACUGCAACAGAAAUAUUUAAAGAUGACAGAAGCGAGUCCCUGAACAUUUAUCAGGUCCAAUACAGAUUACAUGCAGAUCAUACCUGAAUAAAAACAUGAGGCAUUUAGUCCUUAUGUGACGCUCAAUUCAUCAGUGAAUGAUUAUGAAUGUAUUGUGUGUGUUUUUAUUUGUAUUUUUUUUUACGUAAUUGUUAGGUCAUAGAUAGACAAAUUUUAUGUCAGGGUGACCAGGAUUAGCAGACUGUAGUCCUUUUUUUUAAUAGUCAAGUUUAAUUCUUUGACGUUUUGUCAGAUUAUGUUUAUAUGUACUCUAGGUUGACACCUAAAAUAUAAACAAACAAUAAAAAGAUACCAUUAUGUUGUAUAAAAGUUGCAUGUGUCGACUUUCU
Molecule: messenger RNA, 3202 nt
Organism: Pimephales promelas (fathead minnow)
Lineage: Eukaryota; Metazoa; Chordata; Actinopteri; Cypriniformes; Leuciscidae
Source: RefSeq, a predicted model, not a curated record